AUGGCCACAACUACAGCAUUUUCACCGCGACAGUGCGUCGACGUCUCGACAUAUCCCAAGCUCGACCAUAAGCAAGCCGGGCACUUGCGCCACUUCCACAACCUGACUGCUCAACGCGAUGGAGAAUGGAAGCAUUUCGACACUGCCGAGUACUUCCAGGAGUUUGACGACAGUGCUCGUUACCAACUGGCCACCAUGACAUACGCAGCCGGAGCCGCACACUACCAUCGACUACCUGCGCUUCGCGGUCCUUUCCGCACCCUCUUCCGGCAGAUCAUCGCAAAGAUGCUUCGACGGGAGGUUUGGGCAUACUGGUUUCUCAGCAGUCAUGGCAGCAAGAUGUUCGACCCCAGCAUGACGAAGCUGCGUGAUCCGUGGGCGGAUCCGGUCAUGAAGGAGAACAUAAUGUACAGUGGCCAUCUUCUGCUGAUGACGAGCUUGUACACCAUGCUGUUCGAUGACGACUUGUAUGAGAAGGAUGAUGCGAUUGUCUUUGACUGGAAUCCUCUCUUCACCGGGUUAGGUCCGGAGCGGUACACGUACUCGGUGAGCAAACUGCAGGAUGUCAUUCUUCGGCAAAUGGAGGAGAACGACUGGGCAGGGGUGUGCUGCGAGCCAAAUGCUAUCUUUGUCGUUUGCAAUCAAUUUCCGCUAAUUGCGGUCCGGUACAACGACGUCCGGAAUGGCACGAAUGUGAUCGGCGACGUCUUACCGAAGUACAAAGCCGCACUGGUCCGGAAAAGCAUGAUCAAUCGAGACGACGGCCUGUACAGCAGCUUCUUCGCGUUGAAGCAAGGCGUUGCCAUGCCAGCCCGGCAAGGGGCCCACACUGCGUGGGCUAAUGCUUUCAUGAACUCCUGGAACUCGGACUUCGUGUAUGAAGGCUAUGAGCGAUCCACGCUGGGCUCGCUGACCCACUUCAACGGCAAGACGCAGCUGCACCCGGCACGCGUCGCCAACGCAUUCCGCAAGCUGGUGUCCGAGGGUGCUGACAAGGACGAUCCACAGACUCUCAGGAAGGCACAGGAUCCAUCAUGCCACGUUGUCAAUCCUCGGAUGCCAUUCGAAACACUGAAUUGGGGGACGUUUACCAUGAUGCUCUCGGAGCUUGGGAAGGACAAGGAGUUGACAGACUUGUUGCAGUACUUAGACGAGAAGCUGAAUCCCACAUGGGAGAAUGGCGGAUUGUUCUAUCCUCGCAACGAUCAUUUGGCUGAUGAGGAAUGGAAUCUUACCCACGUCGAGCCGCACUCUGGUAAUUCGGGAGUCGGCUACGCCAGACUGAACAUCAAGGACGGGCAGAAGAAGAUGUGGGAGAAACCGUGGACAUCAGACCUGCUGGCCAGUCGCCCAUACAUCGAAGGGCCGACGUUCGCGGAUGACAUAGACUUCCUGCGCGCCAUCUGGGACGAAGAUCAUUCUGCUAUGAUAUUGACAAUACGGCGUUGGCAGGGUCCGUCGAAACCGCAGAAUAUCACCGUUAAGAAUCUGCAACAGGGAGACUGGGCAGUCUUCGUUGGUGGGAAAUUGUCGCAGCAGACUAGCGUGAAUGAGGGCGGCGAGGUCUCGUUAACGUGCGAUGUGGGACAAGAGGAGGUCGAUGUCGUCGUUGAGAGCGCUUCCAGGUAG
Molecule: messenger RNA, 1629 nt
Organism: Cyphellophora attinorum
Lineage: Eukaryota; Fungi; Ascomycota; Eurotiomycetes; Chaetothyriales; Cyphellophoraceae
Product: Linalool dehydratase/isomerase
Exons: 3
Coding region: 1-1629 (542 amino acids)
Source: RefSeq, a predicted model, not a curated record